This is a messenger RNA of Raphanus sativus (radish), 3444 nucleotides long. RefSeq names its product probable LRR receptor-like serine/threonine-protein kinase At1g29720. The coding region runs from base 151 to 3234 and encodes 1027 amino acids. Lineage: Eukaryota; Viridiplantae; Streptophyta; Magnoliopsida; Brassicales; Brassicaceae. The transcript has 25 exons. Gene Ontology annotation, molecular function: protein binding; ATP binding; protein kinase activity. Gene Ontology annotation, biological process: protein phosphorylation. The record is from RefSeq and is a predicted model, not a curated record.
UCUCUCUAUAGCCACCGACGAAAGCCCAAUGAAAAUUCUAAAAUCUAUAUAAAUAUAUAACCAUUAAUCGAUUGUCUUGCUCUUGCAUGAUGAUAUUGUAAUUUGUGACUAACGAAACAAGUACACAUACAAAGAAGAAAUAGUCAUAUUAUGCGAGAUAUGUUGAUCGUCUUCUCAGUUCUUCUUCUGUUCUUUACCAUCUUCACAGGCUUCUUAGCAAUUUCAACAACAUCAUUUUCGUCAGCUCUUCAUCCAGAUGAGUUGAAUGCGCUAGAGAAGAUAGCUACGACACUUGGUAUCAAGGGACUGAACCUAAGCAAUGGAGACCCUUGCAGUUUAGGAACCCUAAAGAUGAGGCAAGACGUUGAUGGUGCUUCUAACCCGGAGAAUAGAAACAGCACCAUUCGUUGUGAUUGUAGUUUCAACAACAGUAGGAUAUGUCAUAUAACAAGCAUAGAUCUCAAGACCCUUAGCCUUCCAGGAAAACUUCCACCAGAGUUGGCUGAACUUCGAUAUCUAAGAUCGAUAGACUUGUGCCGAAACUACCUUUCAGGCACAAUCCCAAUGGAGUGGGCUUCAUUGCCUUACCUCACUUCCAUCUCGCUCUGUGCAAAUAACUUGUCUGGGCCUUUACCAACUGGAUUACAAAACUUCAAGAAUCUGACUGUUCUAGCGCUUGAAGCCAAUCAGUUCUCUGGUCCUAUUCCUGAUGAACUUGGUAACUUGACAUCCCUAACAAGAUUGCAUCUUACUUCCAAUCAAUUUACAGGAAGCCUACCUAACACUCUAGCUAGACUGGUGAACCUUACAGAUUUUAGGGUAAGUGAUAACAACUUCAAUGGUACUAUUCCAGCAUAUAUUGGCAACUGGUCUCGGCUUCAAAAGCUAGCUUUACAGGCAAGCGGACUGAAAGGUCCUAUUCCUGAUGCAGUUGCUCGCCUAGAAAAUCUUAUUCAUCUGAGUAUGAGUGAUACAACUGGGAUAGCCUCCUUUCCAAAUAUAUCCAGCAAAGUCAUCAGAAAACUAAUUUUGAGGAAUGUAAGUUUGUCUGGUCCAAUUCCUUCUUACAUAUGGAAUCUGCCAGACCUAACGACUCUGGACUUGUCAUUUAACAGCUUGACUGGUGAAGUUCAUGGAAUCCAAAAAGCACCAAAAUACACCUAUUUGACUAGAAAUAGGCUUUCUGGAGAUGCUGGAUCUGGUGGUUUUCUCAAUAGCAAAUCUAAUAUUGAUAUCUCUUAUAACAAUUUCUCUUGGCGAUCGACCUGCCAGGAUAAGAGCAACAUUAACACAUACCAGAGCUCUUAUCUUAAAAACAAUUUGACUGGGCUUCUUCCAUGUGCUGGUCCAAUCAACUGCACAAGCUAUCAGCGAACACUACAUAUUAAUUGUGGUGGAGACAACAUAGCUAUUAAAAAUUCCUCUCAUAAAAUCACUUAUCAAGCUGAUAAUAGUACAAUCCAUCCCGCAACAAAUCAACACUUCAAGACAUGGGGAGUUAGUAACACAGGCGUAUUUAUCUCGAAUGAAAAUAGUGAGGAUGAUACGUACAUCAUUUCAACUAGUUUGACACUACCUGGAGAUUCUCCUGAUCUUUAUAAGACGGCACGUAGAUCUGCUCUCUCACUUGUUUAUUAUGCGUUUUGCUUGGAAAAUGGACCCUACAAUGUGAAACUCCAUUUUAUGGAGAUUCAGUUUUCAGACAAACAACCAUACAGUGGUCUCGGCAGACGCAUGUUUGACGUCUAUGUUCAGGGGAAAUUAUUUUUAAGGAAUUUUAACAUUAGAGAGGAGGCUAAAGGGAGUCUGACGCCUGUUGUGAAAGAACUGAAAGCUGUUAACGUGACUGAUCAUUUGUUAGAGAUUCAGCUAUAUUGGGCUGGGAAAGGGACAACGCUCAUACCCAAAAGAGGAAAUUAUGGUCCUCUUAUCUCUGCAAUCUCCUUGUGUCACAAUAGUAUGGAGCCACAAUGUGGAGCUGAGAAAAUAAAAGGUCGCAUUAAUUAUCCCCUAAUUUUGGGGGCAGUGGGUGCCUUGGUAACAGUUAUUCUCUUGGCUUUAGGAGUAUAUGCUCAGAGAAGAUGCACAAGAGACAAGAAUACAAGAGAACUAGAACUGAGAGCCAAGGGUCUUCCAACGGUUUGCUUUACAUGGAAGCAACUUCAAGCUGCAACAAACUAUUUUGAUCAAUCCAACAAACUUGGAGAAGGAGGUUUCGGAUCAGUAUUCAAAGGAGAGCUGUCAGAUGGAACUAUAAUAGCAGUCAAGCAGCUCUCUUCCAAGUCAUGCCAAGGAAACAGAGAAUUCGUGAAUGAGAUAGGGAUGAUCUCUGGUCUGAAUCAUCCAAACCUUGUCAAGCUUUAUGGAUGCUGUGUCGAAAAGGAUCAACUGCUGCUCGUGUAUGAAUACAUGGAAAACAACUCCCUUGCUCUUAUGCUGCAUGGAAAGAGUUCUUUGAACCUGGACUGGGAAGCGAGACAAAAAAUCUGUGUGGGAAUCGCAAGAGGGCUUGAAUUCCUGCAUGAAGGAUCGAUGAUCAGAAUGGUUCACCGUGACAUAAAAACCACAAAUGUGCUUCUAGACGCUGACCUAAAUGCAAAGAUAUCUGACUUUGGAUUGGCUAGGCUCCAUGGAGAAGAAGAAGAACACACUCACAUUAGCACCAAAAUUUCAGGAACCAUUGGAUAUAUGGCUCCAGAGUAUGCAUUAUGGGGUCAGCUGUCAGAGAAAGCAGACGUGUAUAGCUUCGGGGUUGUGGCAAUGGAAAUUGCUAGUGGGAAGAGCAAUACUAAACACAAGGGAAGUGCUGAUCACGUCUCUCUUAUCAAUUGGGCAUUGACGCUGCAACAGGCAGGGGAGAUAACGGAGAUGGUAGAUCCAGCGCUCGAAGGUAACUUCAACAGCAAAGAAGCAGUAAGGAUGAUCAAAGUUGCUCUCGCUUGCACAAUCUCAUCUCCAUCCUUAAGACCAACCAUGUCAGAGGUGGUACAAAUGCUCAGCGGGGAGAUAGAGAUAACAGAGGUUUUAUCAGAUCCUGGUUUAUAUGGACAUAACUGGAGCUUGUCAAAGCUGAGGGACGUUGUUGAUACGGAUGGUAGCUUGAGCACGUCUGUUUUCACCGAUCAAACGGCAACGAACACGGAAUCCUCUGUUUCUGGUUAUGAUCUCUAUCCAUUGCGCUCUGAAUCAAUGAUUCUAAACUCCACAAUUGAGUUUUCUUCCUCGUCACGUUAAUAUAAAAAAAAAGAAAAACUAUGCACGUUGCCUGAAAGAGGCAAAGAUUGUGAAAUUAUUGUAUAGAACCUUACUACUAGCUCAUUUCACUGAAGUUGUUUAAACCUUACUACUAGCUCAGUUUAUAUAGAACCAAAUUAUGGGUAUAUGUAUGAAUGUUUAUCUAAUUCGAUUCAAUGGUGAGUUGUUUCAAAUAUUUUUGUUAGAAGA